CCCAAGUAGCAGCAUGCAGAAGACAAGCACCUUAGUAGUCCUGGUCAUCGUGGCUCUCUCUGCCAUCACAGAAGCGGCUCCUGGAGCCAAUGGAUGGCAUCCGUUGCCGACAUCACGUCCCAUUCGCUUCCGCCGCCAAGUGUUGGGCGGAUCCCUGAGCUCCAAUCCCGCUGGUGGUGCCGAUGCUCGCUUGGAUCUCACCAAGGGUAUUGGCAAUCCCAAACACAAUGUCGUAGGACAGCUCUUCGCUGCGGGAAACACACAGUCUGGGCCAGUUACCACUGGUGGUACUUUGGCCUAUAAUAACAAUGGCCAUGGUGCCUCUUUGACCAAAACCCAUACGCCCGGAGUGAAGGAUGUCUUCCAGCAGGAAGCCCAUGCCAACCUCUUCAACAAUGGCAGGCACAAUCUGGACGCCAAGGUCUUCGCCUCGCAAAACAAGCUGGCCAAUGGCUUCCAGUUCCAGCGCAACGGAGCUGGUCUGGAUUAUUCCCACAUCAAUGGACAUGGUGCUAGCAUCACCCACAGCAAUUUCCCUGGAAUUGGAAAGCAACUGGGAGCUGAGGCUCGCGCCAACCUGUGGUCUUCGGCGGAUCGUGCCACUCGCUUGGAUCUGACAGGAUCGGCCAGCAAGUGGACAAGCGGACCCUUCGCCAACCAGAGGACUGAUUUCGGAGCUGGCCUGGGAUUGUCUCAUCAUUUCGGUUAA
Molecule: messenger RNA, 709 nt
Organism: Drosophila serrata
Lineage: Eukaryota; Metazoa; Arthropoda; Insecta; Diptera; Drosophilidae
Product: attacin-A
Biological process (GO): defense response to bacterium
Cellular component (GO): extracellular region
Source: RefSeq, a predicted model, not a curated record